AUGGAAAAUCAAACAAUUGUAGCGGAAUUCACGUUGCUGGGAAUAUCCCACCUUCCUAAGCUUGAACACCAACUCUUCCUCAUGUUUCUCCUUACUUAUUUAAUGACCGUGAGUGGGAAUCUUUUGAUCCUGGUCCUCAUCCUCACUGAUAACCAUCUUCACACCCCAAUGUACUUAUUUCUUGGACACCUGGCCGGCGUGGAUAUCUGCUAUUCCCAAGUCACUUGCCCACGAAUGCUCUUGGACUUCUACUCUGAGAAGAAGACCAUAUCCUAUAGAUCUUGCUUGACCCAAGCUUUUUUCUUCAUGUUUUUUGUUUGUUGUGAGUGUUUCUUGCUGGCUGUGAUGUCCUAUGACAGAUAUGCUGCUGUUUGUCAGCCUCUGCAAUAUAUACAAAUCAUGAGUUGGAAGAGAUGCAUUCAGCUCCUCAAUUUGAUAUGGACUUUAGGAUUCAAUUCCUCUUUAGUUCAUACACUAUUGACACUGAGGUUGACAUUUUGUGGUCCAAGCACCGUCCACAAUUUCUUUUGUGACCUUCCCCAGUUGUUGACCCUUUCAUGUACAGAUGCGUCCCUCAACAUGCUCCUACUGUUUGUGUUGGGAGGGAUAUUAUCAUUCAUUACUUUCUUCAUAACGUUCUUGCCAUAUGUUUAUAUUUUCUACACGGUCCACAGGAUAAGGUCAAAAAACCCAACACUCAAAGCCUUCUCCACCUGUACGUCCCACCUCACAGUGGUUUGUAUUUUCUAUGGAACCCUGUGCUUUGCCUACUUGCGCCCGCACUCAAGCUAUUUAGAUAAAGACAUUUUUAUUGCUGUUGUGUAUGCGGUGAUUUCCCCUUUAUUAAAUCCUAUAAUCUACAGUCUGAGAAAUGGGGAGAUUAAACACGCAUUAGGAAGGGACAGUAAUGAUAUUCUGGCUGUACCCUCGUGUCCCCGGGAACUGGUAAUUAAACCAGUAGAAGAACAAGUGGUUUCAGAACCUACUGUUCAAGAACAUCUCACUCGGGAGAUAAAUGCUUCAACAAAGCACAAACUGAGUAAAGUCCUUCUCAGGGAGACAUUAAUAAUUGCACAUAAUAAGGCCGAAGAAGAAGCGAGAAAAGAAAUACUGAAGCGCAAACUAGAAAAUGUGCAACUAAGGGAAAAGGCAAGAAUUCAAGAGAAGGAAACGCAGAUGGAAGUACAGAGACAAACCGAAAAGAGAAUGAAGGAAAAAGAACUAUGGGUGUCUCUAGCGAAUGCAACUCAGGAAGAAGAUAAGAAGGAACUCAUGAAGCGCAAAGUGAGAAAUAUAAUGCUUCUUGAGAAAUUAAAAGCUGAAGAUAGAGAGACUGAAGUGCAAGUCCAGAGACAGAGAGAAGAGAGACAGAGAGAGAUAGAACGAUGGAAAGCUCUGGAGAAAGAAGCACAGGAGGAAAACAACCGAGAGAUUAGGAAACGAAAAGAACGGAACCUGCUUCUUAAUAAAAAUAUGGAAAUGGAAAAAGAACAGAAGCUGAAGAACAUAGAACAGCAAAGAAGAAUGAAAGAACUGGAGCUAGAAGCUCAGAAGAAGGACGAUGCUGCAAUGAGAGAAGAAAUAGCAAUGCAGCAACCUAAAGAGAUGGAAAUAAUAAGAUCUACAGAGGAAGAAGCCCAGAAGCUUUCAGUCCGUCCUCCCUCCCACUCUCCAUCUGUCCACCCUCCCUCUGAGUCCUACCUCUCCAGCUCCCCCCAGUCUUCUGUCCAUCUAGUCCUCUUUCUGUAA
Xenopus tropicalis (tropical clawed frog) is the source of this 1749-nucleotide messenger RNA. RefSeq names its product olfactory receptor family 5 subfamily AS member 1 (gene or5as1). Gene Ontology annotation, biological process: G protein-coupled receptor signaling pathway; detection of chemical stimulus involved in sensory perception of smell; signal transduction. The transcript has 5 exons. Gene Ontology annotation, cellular component: plasma membrane; membrane. Gene Ontology annotation, molecular function: olfactory receptor activity; G protein-coupled receptor activity. Bases 1 to 1749 code for a protein of 582 amino acids. The record is from RefSeq and is a predicted model, not a curated record. NCBI's taxonomy places the organism in Eukaryota, Metazoa, Chordata, Amphibia, Anura, Pipidae.